Odocoileus virginianus texanus is the source of this 1869-nucleotide messenger RNA. It is a transcript of the gene PLAC9, whose product is annotated as placenta associated 9. Lineage: Eukaryota; Metazoa; Chordata; Mammalia; Artiodactyla; Cervidae. The record is from RefSeq and is a predicted model, not a curated record.
AACUGCGAGCAUUUCCUCCCAGGCGGGCCGGCGCGAUCCCGGGGAGGGUGGGGAGGUCGGCCGCGGGCAGAAGUGGCGCUGCGCUCCGCCGGCCGGCAGCAUGCGGCCCCUGCUCUGCGCGCUUGCCGGGCUCGCCCUGCUCCGCGCCCCGGGUGUCUUCGCCGCUGAUGAACCCUUCAUCCCCUCCCGAGGAGACUCAGCUCAGAGCACAGGGUGUGACAGAUACAUGGCUGUCCACAGUCGGCUGGAUGUCAUAGAGGAGACGGUGGAGAAGACGGUGGAGCACCUGGAGGCAGAAGUCAAAGGCCUGCUGGGUCAGCUGGAGGAGCUGGCCUGGAACUUGCCCCCGGGGCCCUUCAGCCCGAUCCCCGACCUCCUCGGAGAUGGAGAUGAUCGCUUUUGAGCACCAGAGCUGGAGCCGCCCAGCAGCUGGCAGUGACACAACAGCUCUCCUCUGAGAACAGAACAGGCAUUCUGGCCUGGCUUCCUCAGCUUUGUGCAAAAUAAAACCUACUCCUUUGGUCCUCUCUGUGUCUGCUGACAGUGACCUCAGGAGCCACAGCCCCCUCUCCGUUUGCUCCCAUGCCCUGAGACUCACACCCCUGCAGACUCAGACGCAAGAACACCAGUCCAUCUGCACACUUCCACCCUUCAUAUUUACAGGGAUGGACAGGGCAGGGAUGGGUUCAAGAGGUGAGGCCCCUGAAGCCCAGAAUUUUAAGGCAGCACAGUGGAAGGGCCCUCUGAGUAGCCUUGUUAAUCAGCAUGUGACCAUGGGUGAACAGUAAAGGAGUCACCUGGAAGCUUAUCAAAAGUGCUGAAUUUGGGGCCCUGCCCAGAACCUACAUUUUAAUGAGACUGCCCAGGGGAUUUGUAUGCAUGUUAAAUUUUUCUCGACUAAAGAAAAAAUUUUUUCGACUAAAGUAAAAUUCAUGUAAAAUUCUAAAUUUUAACUGUUCAAAAUGGUACAGAUUCAGUGGGUUCACAGUGUUGUGCAAUCACCACCACCUAAUUCUAGAAAUUUUCAUCACCCCCUAAAGAAACCCUGUACUAUUAAGCUGUCAUUUUCCAUUUCCCCUCCCAUCCUCCCUUGGAAAUCACUAAUAUUUUGUGUCUGACGUUUUUUCACUUACCAUGUUUUCAAGGUUCAUCCAUGUUGUAGCAUAUAUCAAUACUUCAUUUUUGUUUAUAGCUGAACAAUAUUCCAUUAUGUAGCUAUCACAUUUUAUUCAUCCAUUCAUCAAAUCUGUGGACAUGUGGGUUGUUUAUACUUUGGAGUUAUUAUGAUUAACACUAUGAACACUCAUUCAUGCAUAAGUUUGGGUGGGUAUGUGUUCUCAUUUCUCUUGGAUGUAAUUGUUCAGUCAAAGAGUGACUCUUUAAGUUUUUGAAGAUUCACCAUUUUUGCAUAGCAACUGUAUCACUUUAUGUUCCUACCAGCAAUAUAUAUGUAAGAUUUUCAAUUUUUCCUUAUCCUCCCCAACACAUCUCAUUGAUUACAGCCAUCACACUAGAUGUGAAGUGGUAUCUCGUGGUUUUAACUUGCAUUUACCUGAUGAUUAGUGAUGCUGAACAUCUUUUCAUGUUUGUCUGUCACUUUUGUUAUCUUUUUGGGGGAAAGUCUAUUCAAAUCCUCUGCCCAUUUAAAAAACUAGGCUGUCUUUUUCCUGUUGAGUUGUAAGAGUUCUUUAUGUACUGUGGAUACUAAAUUUUUAUCAGAAAUAUGAUUUGCAGGUGUUUUCUCCCAUUCUGUGGGUUGUCUUGACAGUGUCCUUUGAUAUCCAAGUUUGUUUUGAUGAAAUUCAGUUUAUCUAUUUUUUGUUAUUGUUGCUUGUUCUUUUGCUAUCAAUAUAAGAAUCCACUGACAUA